Messenger RNA from Paramecium sonneborni, 493 nucleotides. The record is from the annotation of a GenBank genome assembly. NCBI's taxonomy places the organism in Eukaryota, Ciliophora, Oligohymenophorea, Peniculida, Parameciidae.
AAAUAAAUAUGCUAAAAUAAGAAGAAUUUUAUGAAUAGCAAGAACAAUAAGAGAUUAGUAGAGAAUAUGAAAAGACAGCACUUUCUAUUUGUGAGUUGAAUCAUCGUUUAACAUAAAUAGAGAAUCAAUAUUUUCAAGAAUCAAGAUAAUAACAUAAUAGAAUAGAUGUUGAUUUCAGAAAGUAUUUGAGUUCGUUUAGUAUAAUAAAGAAAAAGGAUCAUAACAUAGAUUAAAUAAGAAAGUAAUUUAAUUUUAAAUAUGAAGAAUCUUUGAUCGUUUAUGUGGUGAAUAUGAUUUGAUUCUCUAAAAGGAAGGUAGAGAGAGAAGAGAAUACAGAAAAAUGCUCACUAAACUUUAAAGAGUUUAAAAGAAGGCGUGGAAUUUGAAUUUAGAUAAAAGAGAAGAUAUAAAAUAAGUUUGUAAUGCAUAAGAAAUCCCAGACAGAAUUUUAGAUGAAAUUGCUUAAACCAUAAAGAAUUACAAUAGAGAAUGA